CGGAAAUCCAAGAUGGCGUCUUUGUUGUGAUUGCUCUCACCAGGCGAACUUACUUGCUCCUCUUUUCCUGUGCCAAUCCUCACCCGGAGGAGCCACCUAGUGACCCCAGGGCUCAGGGCCUGCCUUAAGGUGUAGCUAGUGUGUCCACUGAAGGGUGUAGGAGGGUGUAGUGACGACUUUGGGAACAGGAGGAAGGUGUGGGCAAAGGGGAACCCUUUUGGUGGCAGUGUUGGGUUGUGAGGGCGUCAAGGUUGUGGUGGAGGCUGCCAGUGUGGUGGUGGAGGGUGGUAAUAGUGGCUGCUGUGGUGGUGGUGGUGGGAGCUAUCACUCAGGAAGGUGAUGAAGGUGAUCCCAGUAGGGAGCGGGGGCAGCCUCGCCCCAUACCUGCAGCAGCCCGCCCUUCUUCAGCCCUCAGCCCUCCACGUCCUCGGACACUUUUGAGGAUCUGCUGCAGAAUGAUGUUAUGAUGGGUGAUCGAGUGGUAGACAUCAAUGUUGCUACCGUGGAGGACUUGGAGUUCUUGGUGGGUGUUGGCCGAGCUAAGGCUGAGGCCAUUGUCACCACCCGUAAUUCAAUGAUAGACUUCAGGAGCGUAGAGGACCUUCUUCUUGUCCCAGGGAUUGGUCGGAGUCUAAUAGAGCAGAACCGUGGGCUGCUGGUGUGCAGCACCCAGGGUGGAGCUCCCAUCACCAGACACUCGGCUCCUCGUCGCAGCCUCAGGCGCACUUCCCAUGACACUAGACAGAGAGGAGAGAGUGGUAAGCCAGAGGAGACUUCCCUCGAGGCGCAGGGAGAUACAACCAACUGUGCCUCAAGUCAGGCUGUGAAACCUACCCGAAUAUAUCUAAGGGACCAGAGUCACUCUGCUGCCGUGGAUCAGCUGCGCGCUGCAGAACAUUCUAGUGCUACCCGUAGUGCUCAGUGCAAAAGUGACGUACGUCCUAAAGAGGAAAUUAGAAAAGAAUGUAGUGAGGAAAGAAGGGAAGAUGAAAGUGACAAGAAGAAAGAGGUUUCUCUUAGUAUCCCAGAGGGAGACACUAGUGACUGUUGUGAGUGUCGCAUUGAAGAUGAGGAAGAAGAGGAGGAGGAGGAGGACGAAGGUGAAGUUACCGUAGACGUCGUGCCAGUGAUGGAGAACAAUGAUGAAGGGGAGGAACAUGCCGAUAUUGUGAAGGAGUACAUCAUGAGCAAUGAUGACCUUGUGAACACUGCACCCGAGGUAAAGGUUAGCACUGGGGACGUUUACCAUAGUGGAGGCGGCAGAAAUGAGCGUAGUUGUAAUGGUGGCUUGGUCGGUGGAGGACUGGGGACGGAUACACCCCACGAGGACGCUCCACUUGAUCUGCCUUUGGACAUUCAGGCUCUGGCCUCCCACCAGUUGACAGAUGAAGAAUCUUCUGAGGAGGAAGAGGUGGAUGGGGGUGAUGAAGAGGAAGAGGAGGAAGAAGAUGAAGAAGAGGGUCACAUGGAGGAGGGUGGCGUGGAAUACGACAGUGAUGACUGCAUGACGGUUGAUCCUCCGACUUCUCCCUACGCUGACAAAAAACAGAUAAAAAGAAAAUCUGAAGUGUGCUCGGAUUCAAAAGGAGUUUGUCCAGUGAAAAAGUCCUGUAAAGCUGUUGAGCACGGUGGGGAAACCAGUCGAAGAAAAGUUUGUGGUCUGGCAGCUCACAAGGUGUCACCACCACCGGCAGGACUCAAGUCUUGGUUGGCCAAGUAUCAGUCCUGGUCACCUGCACAGAAGCGUCAUGCUCUAGAUUCGUUAAUAGAUGUCUGUGAUCUGAACGAAGUACGCCAUCUUCACCAAAUUAUACUGCCCCAAUUUCAGCGGGAUUUCAUUUCCUUAUUGCCAAAGGAAUUAGCUCUCUAUGUCCUAAGUUUCCUUCCCCCGAAGGAUCUCUUAAGAGCAGCUCAGACCUGCAAGUACUGGAACAUUCUGGCUGCAGAUAAUCUCCUCUGGAGAGAAAAGUGUCGUGAAGCUGGCAUUGACGACCACAUGAUCGUUAUGGAUCGCAGACGGAGGAAAGGCACCAGCGUUAGUCAUAUGUCUCCAUUUAAGGCGGCAUUUAUGCGUCAGCAUCGGAUAGAAAUGAACUGGCGGGCAACUCCUCUACGGCAACCACGGGUUCUCAAGGGUCAUGAUGACCACGUCAUAACUUGCCUUCAGUUCUCUGGUAACACUAUAGUAUCAGGGUCUGAUGACAACACACUUAAAGUUUGGAAUGCCACUUCAGGCAAGUGCAUGAGGACCUUGACGGGGCACACCGGAGGGGUCUGGUCAUCACAGAUGUCUGGUAACCUGAUAGUAAGUGGCAGCACGGAUCGUAUGUUGCGGGUGUGGAAUGCUGAAACUGGGGAGUGUCGCCACACGUUAUAUGGACACACUUCAACAGUCCGAUGUCUCCACCUUCAUGGCAAUAAAGUUGUCAGUGGGUCACGAGACGCUACACUACGAGUUUGGGAUGUCGAUUCGGGGGCGUGCGAACAUGUACUGGUUGGACACGUGGCAGCUGUACGAUGUGUGCAGUACAAUGGUCGCCUUGUGGUAUCUGGGGCUUACGAUUAUAUGGUUAAAGUAUGGAAUGCUGACCGAGAAGAGUGCUUACACACUCUUCAAGGGCACACCAAUAGAGUGUACUCUUUACAGUUUGACGGCAUCCACGUCGUGAGUGGGUCCCUGGACACAAGCAUCAGAGUAUGGGACGUUGAGACAGGUCAGUGCCGCCACACGCUAAUGGGUCACCAGAGUCUAACGUCGGGUAUGGAACUCAAGAACAAUAUUCUCAUAUCUGGUAAUGCUGACUCCACUGUUAAGGUGUGGGACAUUGUUACUGGACAGUGUUUACAAACACUCUCAGGUUCUAACAAGCAUCGGUCAGCAGUGACGUGUCUUCAGUUUAACAACAAAUUUGUGGUAACGUCUUCAGAUGAUGGAACUGUCAAGUUAUGGGAUGUGCGUACUGGGGAAUUCCUCAGAAAUUUAGUGGCACUAGAAUCUGGGGGAUCAGGGGGUGUGGUGUGGCGUAUCCGGGCAUCAGACACAAAGCUAGUGUGUGCAGUUGGCAGCCGAAAUGGGACAGAAGAGACUAAGCUACUGGUGUUGGACUUUGACGUUUAUGAGAACCUCAAGUGAUACAUGGGGACAUUAGUGUUGGGUGGUGUCCUCUCCAUGUAUACUUACAAAGUUCAAAGUGAUGUUAUUUUAACUGUGCUGCCAUGUAACCUCUUGAUUAGUUUCACUGGUGUGUCAGUUGGACAGUGUUUGUGAUGACUAACAUUUCCCUGGUGCUAAUAUUGUACACACAAGAUCAUCUGACACUCACCGCCAUUACCAUCUGCUACCACUCCUCCACUUGGCAGAUAUUGACUUAUUUUCAUCGUCAUUUCCUGUAUUUUGAAAUUUUAUCAUUUUAUCGAGUAAAGUAACUCGUUAGUUUGUCAUUGUCCCAAUACAGGUAUAGCACUUCAGUGACCUGUAUUUUUUAAAGCCAUGUUUACAGUCUGAUGACUCACUGUAUUUCCAAAAGAAGAGUGUUGAAAGUGUCACCAGAUCUUAUAUAUGAGAAGAGGAACUAAAUGUUGUCUUAAGUUCUUGAUUAAAACUAAUACAGUAGUUGUUUGGCAUUGAAUGAAACUUGAAAUUAAGAGAAAAAGAUCUGGUGAGAAGAGUCACUAGUACAGUAUAGGUAAGACAUGGUAAUGUGUGAGCUCCUGCAGUUACUGGCUGUGUACCUUGUUGUACUCACUAUUUGAGGAACUGGGGUGUUCUGGGGUCAAUCUUGGAGAACACCAGCCUGCAGGAAGCAGUCAAGACAUUUUCAGCAUAUAACAAAAAUAUAGACUUUGGUCUGGGUUGUUACUUUGAAAGCGAAAGUGAUGACACUGGGUAAAAGUAAUGCCAAAAAUGAAAUAGCUUGUGUCUCGUGAUGGAGCAUGAAGUAAAAAAGUGAACUCAUAUACUUAUAUUUUUUACUUAUUAUUUUAUGGAUUGAGGGAAGGGGGGCAGUGAGAGGGCUUGUACGGGUAACAAUAAGAAGCUGGUUGAUGUCUUGGGUCUGAUGUUGUCCCUCUGGUCAGGUUCAGACCAGCCAACUAGCUUUCAUAAAUAAACUCUCACAUCAUUCUUCUUUUUUUUUGUGUGUUAUUAAAGCUGAGGAUUAAGGGUUUAUUUGCAGUAAUGUGAAUAGUGAUUUAUCUGUGUUGGCAUAAUGUGUUGUGUGACAACUGCAUUGACACUUUCAAAACAGUGGAGGACAAUUUGGAAAUGAUGUACGAUUUAGUUGUCUUGUCUCUUUUCAUUUUGUUUUUUGAUAGGUUCAACUAGUAAUUGUAAUGUGUAGAUAUUUUUUCUUUUGUAUAAUAUAAUGACAUAAGCCAUAACAAUGCCAUUUACUAUGGUUUUUAUUUUAUUUUGACUUUGAAAGGUAGGAAAUGAUGAAGCUUUAUGUUGUGCAUAGCGGCACACUCCACGUGGUUGCUGGGGAUGUCUCGAGCGGUUUAUUCCAGAAUUGUUAUAUCUGUGAUGACUAAUUAUUAUCCAUUAGUCCUAAAGUUUGUGUGAAGGGCACCUAUUUUGUUUCUCCUGUUUUUUCUUCAAGGAGGAAUUUAGUUAUGUUGGACAUAUAUAGGUCUAGUCUGCCAUUUUCUGUGUGACUGCCCACAUUGUUAUUCUCAUGAGAUUUAUGUUCAAUACUUUUAAUUUAGCAAAAACGACCACAAAAGAUAUUAUGAAGAGGUGUUAUAUAAGUGUGGCUUGCAGCUGAUAGUGUGGUUUGCUGUUUCAGUACUGUGCAGCAUGUCAUUACAGCUUGUAGUGUGGCUUGCUUCAGUACUGUGCAGCAUGUAGGGUGCCUUGCUGUGUCCCAGUACUGUUCAACAUCACAGUACAACUAAUAGUUUGCCUUACUGUAAUUAAAGUACUGUGUGGCAUCUCAUUGCAUUUGCAGACUGGCUUAUAGCAAUGCUGUUAUGCUUGCAGCAUGAGUUUGGCUGGUAGCAUCCAUGUCAUCAUUGAUUGACUUUGGCUUGUUGAAUGACAGGUGGCAUCAGUUAGCAAGAGUUGGCUGCUCCCUGCUGCAGUGAGGGACACAUUGGCACGUGCCACAUACUGAUGAUUGAAUGAGGAAGCUGUGGAUGCUCCCGAGUUCUGGCUCGUGACUAAUGCCACACCGUUGACCCGUCAUUUGUGAGGAAAGGAAACUACAGUGUCUCAUUGUAGGAGAAAUAUAUAAUUUUGUGGCUUAGCAUUAUCAUUACCAGUUGCAGGAAAAUAAUGUGGAAGGGGGAAGAUUUUAAUACUUGAAUGAAACCCCAUCCUUAUAGUCUACCCUAGUCAUGGGUGGUAUGUUUUGCCUGCUGUGGGAUGUUCAAUACCAUUUUGUCACAUACUCAGCCGUCCAUUGUUUAGAAUAUACAAAUGUGUUACUUUCCCGUCUUUACAAUGAUACAUCCUCACGAGGUGUACAGGAGUUGAAAAAUUAUAAGGAGAGGCGGUGGCGGUGUGGUGGUCACGAGCUUCAGGUCUGCACAAACUGCUGGCCUCGCUGCACCUCACCUGGUCCGGGCAUUUGUAAACACCUGUAGGAAAUACUGUUUUAGUAUUUUAAUUUUCUUUUCUUUUGAGAAGAGAACUGAGAUUGCUCAAGUUUUUUAAUCCUUUUAAGUUGAAAAUGUGUACAUAUGUAUGUGUAUAAUGAUGUAUGUAUGUACCAGUGUAUGCAUACAUACUUGUACAUACUUUCAUACACAUAUUCAUGUCCACAUACCAUACUACACACAAACACAUAAAACAGUGAUACAAAUACACACUCAGAAAUGUAUUCACAAAUAUAAGGGUUAUUCAGAAAGUAAUAAGACUGCUGGUAGAAGAAAAAAAAGAAAAGAUAUAGUCCUGGGGUAAUUUUUUUUACAUUUCUUCAAGACUACUGUACUUCUCUUCCUUGUGUAAUAAUUUCUGGCAACAGUUUAUUCUCAGGGUAUGUCGCACUGUGAUUAUAAUUGUUUCCUUUUUUAUUCUGAAAAAAAAAAAAAAAGGCACUGCAUCACCUGCCCACCACUGCGAACAACUUUUGCUUCAUUGGGGCCGUUGGGCUCCCAUGUGUUGCUAUUGCAUUUCAUUUUUAUCACCCAGAAACUCUUAACAUAAGAUACUGAAUAGCUUAAUCUUGGUAACACAGUUUCAUCAUUUGGCAAAAUUCUAUUGCAGUAUUAUUGAGCCGCCAGCAAAUUUGAUAUCACCACAAAUCCAUGAUGAGUACUGUAGGCAGUACUGUCUUCAACUAUGAACAUUAUACCAAGACAGAAUAUUUGAAUGAAACAGCCAUGUAACUCAGUGGUGCAGGCUAAAACAUGGUUCAAAUGUAUCUUUUCAAUGUUUAUUAACAGUAAUGAAUUUCCAGUCAUGGACCUGAUCUUAUUAUUUAUUGAACAACCUUUGUACAUACACUUCAUAUUUUUCUGAUCACACCUGACAUAGUGCAUAGCACCAGUAUACACACAUGCAUGUCUGCAGUGUGUAUACUGUACUGUACACUGAAUAAUAUUUUUUACAUUAUUUGUUACACAUGUAACAUUUUUCACAUCCCCUGUAACUGUUUAUACACAUAUAAGGCUCAAGUGUCUGACUAGAGAAUAUGUGGUCCUUGUAUUCCUAGGCAAUUUAAUUUCACAAGAGAGUCAUAGUCAGAAUAACAGACACAGCCACUUUUAUGUAAUGAAAUAACUAUAAAAUUUCCAUAUUUGACAUCAUACAAUUAUGUGUGUUGGUAUUUGUUUAUAUGAAGGCAUCUAGGAGGAGCUUUGCAAUAUUUAGUGUGUUUGCUGAUGUUAGGACAAAAUACUGUUACUGAUGACAAAAAUAGACUGGUUGUAGGGUAAAGUAAAAGAUGUGUUGCAUGGAUGUACAAUAUUAAUAUUAAUGUGAUGUAAGAGUUGACAACAAGAACAAAAAAUGUAUGUGUAAUAUAUGAGAGAAACUGGGAUAGUGUUAAGACCAGGAAGAGUUAUGUCUUAAUAGAACAGGACUCUUCAGGGCUAUACCUCAUUUGGCAUGUGUUUGGAUAGUGGGAACUGUGGGAGUGUUAAGAUGAUAGAGAACUCAAAUGGUGGUAGGAUAAAGUAUUGUAGGUUAGGAUAAAGUAAGAUUUCUGGGUGAUAGUGUAUUGAAGUAAAGUGUGAAAUAGAGAUGGUAGAAAAUUUGAAGUUGAUUUUAAUGUAAUGUUUACUUUGCAAAGGUGGUGAUAGGAUUACAGUAUGAAAGGAUGUUGUUGGGGUUAAAUAAGGUGUGCCUGCAUUAAUUCAUAAGAAGGAGUGAUAUUAGGAUGUACAGGUAGUGGGUUAAGUGAGGGUGGUACUAGGAUGAAAUAAAGCAUUGGGAGAAAAGCACAGUCGAUAGAAGAGGAAUUGUGCAACAAUUAGGGUACUUGUCAAAUGUAGGAAACUUUAUCUUUAGUUUCUGUUUUAGAAGUGUUAAAAUGUACAGUUUGUAAAAAGAAUCCAUUUGAAUAUUCUCUUGUCAGAUACUAAAGCUUAUUACUUGUCUGUACAAGUACAGUACAUAACAUUCAUAUUGAAAGAAUGCCCUUACACUUUACAUCUUUCAGGCAUUUUUAAUACAAUUAAAUUAGCCAUUUAUCUUGUACAUCUUGCUUGGUAAGUAAACUGAGCAGUCCUAUCAUCCCCAUGAAGUCAUUCUCUGUGUUGUACAGUCUGUCUUGAGGUGUCUGUUAAGUUCUCUUUCUCAUUACAACAACAUUGCCAGAAGAAUAGGCUUUAUUUGGGGUCAUAACAGGAUCACUGUUAAAAGAUGAAGAAAAAAUUGGAUAUUAUGACUCCUUUUUAGUGGGUAGAACAGAAACUUUCUUAUUUCUUGAUUUUUUUUUCACAAGGCUAUAUCUUGUAUUUUAUACUCGUAAUUUUGGCCUAGUUUCGUAUCUUAUGUAUGCCUGUAUGUGGGGUCAUUUAUUUUAGUGAAUGAGGUGAUGAAGUGCUGUCAAGCGACAUUUAGGUUCUUCAGGAGGCUGGUGGCCAGCAAACUUUUCAGCCAUUCAACACAGAACUGUCACUCUUGUGUUAUUUACACUCAGUCUGUAAACACACUUGGUAAUUAAGAGGUGAGUAACUGCAAUAUAUAGUAAGUAUGAUGAAUGGAAGUUAUAUGAUAUUUGAGUUGGACUUUAAGGAGUUGUUGGGUUAUAUUAAGAUGGCCAUCACCAGUUCUUAGGUGUUAUGGGGAAAAAUGGUCCAUGCUAAUUAAGCAUAAAGUUUUCAUUUUGUCUCUAAUCAUAGCUCCUACAGUUAGUGAAAUAUUGGCAUAAAUAUUGCAGUAUGAAUUUUGGCUGUUAUUUGCCUACAGUACUUUCAAUUAAACUUGUCUUUAUGUAGCUAAAAGUAAUUUUUAUGUAGUAGUCACUUGUCCAGAAGUCACAUGUUUGUUGUGUGAUAGAAAGGCAAACUUCCAAAGGGAGAUUUACCAUCGUAGCCAAACAGGGUAUUUUUUACAACUGAUAAUGCCAGAAAUCAAAAGAAAUAAUGCUAUUGGUCAUCAUAUAACUGAAUAUAACUUGUACAUAAGUAACUUCCUUCAACAAAAUCUCCUUUGUACAGUAGUCAGUUUUAUAUGAAAAUAUAUAUAAAUGCAUAAAAAAUUAAUUGAUGGAGCCUCAGUUUAAUCUGCUAGUGUCACUCAAGGGAGUGUGUGUGUGUGUGUGUGUGUGUGUGUGUGUGUAUGUGUGCAUAUGUGUGUGUGCAUGCAUGUAUGUGUGCACGUGCACACAUGUGGAGGUUAGAGCAGCAGUCCCGCUGUGCCCAGGAAUAUGAUUUCCAACAUAAAUUGUGAUUAAUAAACUUUUUAAUAUAUA
Molecule: messenger RNA, 8858 nt
Organism: Homarus americanus (American lobster)
Lineage: Eukaryota; Metazoa; Arthropoda; Malacostraca; Decapoda; Nephropidae
Product: F-box/WD repeat-containing protein 7-like
Exons: 11
Coding region: 464-3133 (889 amino acids)
Biological process (GO): ubiquitin recycling; proteasome-mediated ubiquitin-dependent protein catabolic process
Cellular component (GO): nucleus; cytoplasm
Molecular function (GO): ubiquitin binding
Source: RefSeq, a predicted model, not a curated record